Messenger RNA from Carassius gibelio (silver crucian carp), 1375 nucleotides. RefSeq names its product nuclear factor of kappa light polypeptide gene enhancer in B-cells inhibitor, alpha a (gene nfkbiaa). Gene Ontology annotation, molecular function: protein binding. Bases 53 to 988 code for a protein of 311 amino acids. The transcript is spliced from 6 exons. The record is from RefSeq and is a predicted model, not a curated record. Lineage: Eukaryota; Metazoa; Chordata; Actinopteri; Cypriniformes; Cyprinidae.
CGCGCCGCCCUCCACGCACUUCACUGAAGACUGCGAUACAGUGAGCAUCGCGAUGGAUGUACACAGAGCACGCACGAGCAACAAUCAGGAUUGUGAUAUGGAUGAAAUGGAUAUGAAAAACGGGAAAAUGCAACACCUGGAGGAGCGCGUCGACAGCGGCGUGGAUUCGCUAAAGGAGGACGAGUAUAUGAAAAUUGUGGAGGAGAUGGAGAUUUUGCGUUUUGAAGACCCGGUUGCGAAUCCAAAGGGGACAUGUGAAUCUUGGACACAAGAAGUCACUGAGGAUGGAGACACGUAUCUUCACCUUGCCAUCAUUCACGAGGCGGAAGAUUAUGCCAUCCAGAUGAUCAAACAGUGUCAGAACGACCCGUUCCUGAACAGACAGAACAACCAAAGACAGACUGCACUGCAUCUCGCCGUCAUCACAGAACAGCCACACAUGGUGGACAGACUGCUAAAGGCCGGCUGUGAUCCACGGCUGGUCGAUCAGAGUGGAAACACGGCCCUCCACAUCGCCUGCAAAAGAGGGUCACUAGCUUGCUUCUCAGUACUGACUCAGAUUCAGACCCAGCAUCUGCACUCCAUUCUCAGCUCCCCAAACUACAGCGGACACACGUGUCUCCAUAUAGCAGCUGUUAAUAACUACCUCUCAAUGGUGGAGAGGCUGGUCCAGCUCGGGGCGGAUGUAAACGCAAAGGAGCAGUGUAGCGGCCGCACGUCACUCCAUUUGGCCGUGGACCUGCAGAACCUGGAUCUGGUGCACACACUCAUUGCUCUGGGAGCUGAUGUUAACAGUCUAACCUAUGGUGGAUUCACACCGUACCACCUGACCUUCGGACGACAGAACGGCGAGAUCCAGAGGCAGCUGUACACCCGGACGGCCCAGGAGCUCAGAGCCAUGCCAGAGAGCGAAUCAGAGGAGAGCGAUGAGGAGUGUGUGUCUGAUGAAGACUGUAUGUAUGAUGACAUCCAGUUAUGUGGGAGAUAGUCUUGCCCUCAGUACAACAUUACCCAUAAUGCAAAGCAGCAAAGGCUGUAGGUGCUGUCUCAAGGUCUGGGACCCCAUAUCCUAGGACGCCAAUCCCUCGAUGGGACUCGGCUAAAGUGGAAAAGAAGAGCUGAGCUCCUCCUGAGGGCAUGAUAGCGGUGGUGCUGUUCAACAUGGAAAGAACCCCAAAGAUAGCUGGACCAAAACCGUUAAUAACAUUUUUGAAGCCAAAGAGUUGGGAAAAUAUGUAUAUUUUGUGAAUAUAUAGAGAGAUAUAUUUUUAUAUUUGUAAAUAUGUGAACCGAAACACUUGUCGAUAAUGUUUAUAGUCUAUAUAUGACACUGUGAAAGUAUUUUUUACAUUAAAAACAAAACAAAUGACAUCAA